This is a messenger RNA of Astrephomene gubernaculifera, 1657 nucleotides long. NCBI's taxonomy places the organism in Eukaryota, Viridiplantae, Chlorophyta, Chlorophyceae, Chlamydomonadales, Astrephomenaceae. The record is from the annotation of a GenBank genome assembly.
CCGUUUGCGGACGCAUAAUUGAAUAAUAUUACCUAGAUAACAUAUCAAGCAGCUGGCCUGUGUGCAAACUGAUGCCCUCGUGCGUUGGCAUUGAAGAGGCGUUGAGGGAUACCGACGUUCGCUUUACGGCUGCGUGGUCUAUGGCGGCGCCCGCUCUAAACUUGUUCGGGGGCUUCCAGGAUCACUUGGGACCUACGAACGAUGAGCUCCUAGGCCAGAGGCCACAAGGCGCCAUGUUUGGGGGCGCGGACUUCGGCCUUCAUGGUUUUAGUCAGGAGCAUAAGGAGCUCUUCAGGCAGUAUUCACAGCAAGUGGAGCAGGAAAGGGAGGCUCAGGCGCGCAUGCAGCACGCUUUUGAGGCCGCGGCAGCUAGCUCUUCCAGCGGUACCCCGACGCACGCCGGCUUAAUGGGACAGAGCCAGGGUCUGUCUUCCGCGCCUCAAGCCUCGCAGCAAGCAUCCUCUCAAGCAGCCUUCACGCAUACAUCUGCGUCUGUUCCUCACACCCCAUUGAAACCUUUCGACAGCGCACUUGCGGGCCUUGGAACAUCCGCUCUAAGCACUCCGAACAUAUCCGCUGGAACAAUUUCUCUUCCAACACCUGCGAUGAAUACCGAAGGCGCUUCGUCCGCGCUCCACAGCGGAUCGCCCAUGACUCCCCGCCAGCUCGUUUCGCCUGGAGAACACAUGCUACUCAUGCCCCCAGCCUCCCUCCUCACGGUCCAUACGCCUUCACCUGGCCAGAUGCCUCAAGGCCACCCCCACGGACCGCCACCGCCGCCGCCCUCUACGCCCAACAGCCUUGUAGGCAUCGGCAGCGGGGGCUCAGGCCCCAGCAACGGCAGCAGGGACGGUAACAACGCCACUCAAGGACAGCUCACGAUUGUCUUUGCCAACGCACUGGCUCAAGCCGCCGUGGAACGAGGUGUGGAUCCCGGAACGCUAGUGCAGCUCCUGCAGAGUCCCAAGCUGGUGGAUGUGCUGCUAUCAAAGGCAGGAGAUCUCCAGCAGCAACAACAGCAGCAGCAGCAGGGCAACCAGAUGCAGACGCACGCGCCCCGGGCUCCGCCGCCGCCUCCGCCUCCCAAAUCUUCCCAGCUGCAGAGUCGUCUAUCCGCGCCCGUCCCCGGCGAGUGGUCGCAUCACCACUCGAGCCCCCUCCUGAGCUCUAGCAGCAUCCCGCACUUCCGCCCGCCGCCACCACCGCCCCCACGCCCCUCACAUGCAGCUACGCCUCCCGCCAACUAUGGUCACGGAAGCUCCGCGGGUGGUGCCGGCAGCUCGAGCGGCGUCGGAAGCGCCGGCAGCAGCGGCAGCCUGGAUAACCUGCCCUCCAUGCAACACAUGCUGUCGAGCGGCUUCCUCCAGGAGUUCGUGUCCGCUCGAAACGUGCUCGUGCAGGUGAUGAUGUCGGCCUACAACUUCCUCAACUCGGAGUCCAUGCACGACUUUUACGACAAGCUACAUCCCAUCUCCAAGCUGUACGACGAGAUGCACGAGCUGCCUGUCGUACAGAAGCGCAAGCGCUGCUUGGAGAUGUCGUACCUGCGACUGCAGCUCAUGCAGGACCCUGCCUUUGUGCAGAUCCUGCAGGCCGUGUGCGCGCUGCGACACCACCUGCACAGCCUCUCCCGCAAGGUGUUGCUCAUGAACCAGGG